Molecule: messenger RNA, 285 nt
Organism: Podospora anserina S mat+
Lineage: Eukaryota; Fungi; Ascomycota; Sordariomycetes; Sordariales; Podosporaceae
Exons: 5
Coding region: 1-285 (94 amino acids)
Biological process (GO): translation
Cellular component (GO): ribosome; cytosolic large ribosomal subunit
Molecular function (GO): structural constituent of ribosome; RNA binding
Source: RefSeq, a predicted model, not a curated record
AUGACGAAGGGUACCUCCAGCUUUGGCAAGCGCCACAACAAGACCCACGGGAUCUGCAGACGCUGCGGUCGCCGUUCCAUGCACAACCAGAAGCACACCUGCGCUUCGUGCGGCUACCCCGCUGCUAAGACCCGCAAGUACAACUGGUCCGAGAAGGCUAAGCGCAGAAAGGUCACCGGCACCGGCCGCAUGAGAUACCUCAGCACCAUCUCCAGAAAGUUCAAGAACGGCUUCCAGACUGGUGUCCCCAAGGGCUCGCGGGGUCCCAACACCGCUUCCGAGUAA